Messenger RNA from Setaria italica (foxtail millet), 2084 nucleotides. RefSeq lists its product as uncharacterized. The record is from RefSeq and is a predicted model, not a curated record. The transcript has 13 exons. Bases 1 to 1719 code for a protein of 572 amino acids. Lineage: Eukaryota; Viridiplantae; Streptophyta; Magnoliopsida; Poales; Poaceae.
AUGUAUCUUCCGGCGCCCAGCCCUAGCCGCCUGUCCCAACCCGACGCCCCGCAGCUGACCUGCACAGCGCACGCAUCGCGCCGCCGCCCGCCGGAGCCGCGGACCGCUGGCGACGAUCCACCCCCACUCUACCACGCCCGCGAAAGCGCGACGCAGCACGCACGAGCGCCGGCGGCGAUUCAGCGGCGGUCCGGCGACCUCCGUUCUGGAAAGAUGCUGCCAAGCAAGAGGGGUGCUGAUGAUCUCACAAGAUUCUCAACCGACUCAUCGAUUCCAGGUUUCUGGAAUGAGCUGAGUGAUGAAAUUGCAUCAAAGUUGUCUAGAAGUGUCGUCUCAAUUGCUUUGUCCCAUGGAGAAUAUGUGCUAUUUGCAUCCUCUGGCAUAGCUAUAGAAUGCCAGUCUAACUUCACAAAGUUUGUGACAUCAGCAGCUUUGGUUAGAGCUUUAGAUGAUGAAAGAGAUGUCCAUGACAUUGAGAUUAAAGUACGCCAUGAAGGACAUGUUGCCAUAGGGACUGUGGAAGAAUAUGACCUGGAUCAUGUAAUUGCUGUUGUCAAAGUCACACCCGUCCUUGAUGUUUAUUGCGUACCUCUCAGUUAUGCAAAGGAAUUGAUGCCUGGUAGCAAGGUUGUAGCAGUAGGGCGUGACAUCUCUGGCAAAUUAAUGGCCAGAAGUGGGACACUUACUGCUUCAGACCGAUCUGAAGAUUCUGGACAUCUUAUGUUCUCUACAUGUAAAUUAUCUGAGGUUAUGCAGGGGGGCGCACUUUUUGAAUUUGAUGGGAACUUUGUUGGCAUGAACAUUUUCUGGAAUAUGAAAAGACCCAUAUUCAUGCCAAGGGAUAUAAUUUUUGAUCGUUUGAACGAUUUAUGGACAUCCAUGGAAAAGAUAUUAUUUCCUGAGAUGGUGAAGUUAGCCAGAAAAAGAAGCACAAGUGUGGAACUUCGCUCGCAUCCUGAAGGUAGCAUGAAUGUUGAUACUUUUGAAGAACAUUUUGGCGACAAAUAUCCUACUGGUGUCUGGGGUGAAUUCAAGAAAGAAAUUUAUUCUAACAUAUCUGACAGAGUUGUCGCACUUGCUUCGUUCCAUGAUAAAUCAAAGUUCUUUGCAUGCACGGGAAUUUUCAUUGACUUUUAUGGAUGUUCGAUUAUUCUAACCUCAGCGAGCUUGGUUAGGGAUCCUGAUGGCGCUAAUGAGAUCGUGAGCAGCUUAAGGAUUGAGGUGUUGCUUCCAAACAACAAACGGACUGCAGGGAAAUUGGAGCAUUAUAAUUUCCAAUACAAUGUUGCUCUAGUCAGGGUCAAGAAUUACAAUGUUGAUGGUCGUGGGAAGCUGCCGAUGCCUGAGGUGGUACGAUAUAAUCAAACGGUGGUAGCUGUGGGCCGUUGCUUUGAAUCAGGUUUAUUAAUGGCUGCAAGUGGGAAAUUCAUACCAACCCACAAAGUGCCAGACGAUGCGAAUUAUGAUCUUGGGUACACUACGUGUAAAACCACUAAGGCUGUGAUUGGAGGCCCCCUUGUUGAUUUGGAUGGAAAAUUUGUGGGCAUCAAUUACUAUGAUAUAGAAACAGGAACCCCGUACCUGUCUUUUUCUGAAAUCUGGGAAAUUUUGGAAGGAAUGUUGGAUGAUUUGAAGACAAAUAAGGCGACGAUUGGUGGUCAUAAGGCCCGUGUGGGAUAUGACAUCGAACCACAAAUCAUCUGGGUAUCGCCUGCCUGAUCCAAGGUGAUACGGAUGAAGAUGAAGUUGAAGAUUAACGUGCAUCCCUAGGCAACAACAGCAACACUAUCUGCAUGCCAUAAGCUCGUUUUAUCUGGAUUGGAUUGCAAUUUCAUGUAUUAUCUUAAUAGAAUAUUUGAACAGAUGUCUGUUGCUAAGAUAAUCUGCAUGCGGUAGCCUGGCUAGGAAGAGAAGUUGUUUGGUUGGUAGCCUGGCUAGGAAGAGAAGUUGUUUGGUUGCCUGCAUCUAGUUUGAGAAUCUCAUGCAAGAGACUGUUGGUUAUGCGCACACACCUCCUAUUUGAUGUGAGAAUACCUCCAUCACUCCUCAAUGUUGUUAAAUCUCAAUUCAAACGUAUUAAAUCA